AUGAUAUGCAAUUUAUGGAAACUGGUGGAAAAUUGAGGCCUGAUAAUCUCUCUUUCCAAAAGUUUAAAGUGUUCUUGAACAAAGCUUAGGGAGCUGCUGCAGAGUAAAGCAUGACGAAAACAGAGAAACUUUUGGAGGAUGUUUCUCAGUUACCCAUUUUUUCAUGACUAAACCUGAACCAAACCUUUUAAGUUCAUGUUAGUGCAGGACCUGAACCCAGUCCAAACAAAAGCUUUCUAAUCAACAAGAAUUGGUUUACUCAUUAGUCUGGUUGCAGUCAUAGAAACAGAGGCCCAGUUGUUUUUUCAAGCAGUCAUGACAUUGAUGGAUUGGUAGAAUAGAAGGGUAUUGUGACUUGGGUGGUUUCUCCACUCUGUAGAAGGGAAAAGUUCAGUUGGCCAUGGAAGUUAUUCUACAUGAUAGUAAAGUUGGGAUUCCUGGUUACAGCCUCUGUAGCAGUCUAUGCAGUUCAGCAGCUUAGUAUCAAGUCUUUGCAGCCGCCAGCCUCACCAAGAAAGUAUUCAGAAAAUGGUGAAAUAUCAUCCAAACAUGAUCAGAAUGAAAAAGGAGAUAAAGAGCACUUUAUAGAUUUUAGUAGUGCCACAGCUAAGAAGGAUGGAGAGAAGGUUACAGGAAUCAGUAAUGCAAGGAGCUCAAAUUCAAAAAACCCUUCUGCUUUUGAUGAUGAAAAAGAACCAAUCUUACCGGAGUUUCGGUAUAAUUACCCAGCAAAAGUUGAGCUUUUGCUAUCUGAUGAGAAGUUUGAUGCAACAAGCAACUUUCAGGCCAAGAAAGACAAUUCAGUAUAUAAAAUAAGUCGGGACGAUCAUGUUACUGAACUGGUACAAUUGCAGAACCAAAUAAAGGAACUGGAGGGGAGUAAACUGAAACUCGAAAGGAAAUUACUCAAAUCCUAUAAGCUGCAAGAACAAGAAUCAGAACUCGAUGAGCUACAGAGACAUUUGAAGAUUAGGACAGCUGAGAUUGAAAUGCUGCACGUUACUAUUAACUCACUGCAGGAGGAGAGGAAGAAGCUUCAAAAAGAGAUUGAAAAGGGUGUACCUGCAAUGAAGCAACUGGGGAUGGCAAAGAGAAAGAUUAGGAGGUUGCAGAGUCAGAUUGAGAUUGAUUCAAACCAGAUGAAAGACCAGGUGCUGAUGCUUGAACAACAUAUUAACAGCCUUCCGUCGGAGACAGUUACUCAAAGAGAUACAAAGGUGGAUAAGCAUGUCAAAGUUCUUGAAAUAUUAGAGCUCAAAAUUCUGGAGCUGAAGAGAAAGAACAAAGAACUUCAGCUGGAGAAGAGGGAGUUAACACCCAAAUUGAUUGCUGCCAAAUAUAAAAUAACUGCCUUCUCAAAUAUGACUGAGGGUGAAAUAGUUUCAGAAAUGGAGGAGGAGGUCAAUAAUUUAAAGAUUGCUAAUGAGGACCUCUCAAAGAAAAUAGAGAGAAUCCAAAAGGGCAAGUUCAGUGUAGUCGAGGAGUUGGUAUACCAGCUUUGGGUCAAUGCUUGCUUGAGGCAUGAAAUUCAAAACCACCAAAGGUGCAGUAUGAGUUUGGGUCCCAAAACUCAAGAGAAUGUUGAGAAAAAAUUGGCAGGGUAUGCUACACUGGACAGUGGGCAGGUAGAUGUGGAUCUCAAUAGAAUUUCUUCUCAAGCAUCUUACAAUGAGAGUGAGGAGUUUGACAAUACUACCACUGAGAGCACUACUUGCAGACCAACUGGAACUAGUAACAAACAUAAUUUACUUCAGAAGAUAAAGAGGUGGGGAGAAAGCAAGGAUGAUUCAAGCACUUGUUCACCCUCAGGGAGCUACUUUGAAGGAAGUUCUUCAAUUAGGAGUAGUCUGAACCAUAGAUCAUCGAUGUCAACACAUCCACCAGAGGCAUUUAUACUAAAUAAUGCAGAUGAUUCGGGUGUCACUUUAAUUGUAGAGAAGCAAGAUUCUACAGAAUCUCUAGAAACAUCGAACCUGCAGCGCAAAAGGAGAGUAUCUUUUAACGAGCCAGUAGACGAUGCGGAAGCAUCAGUUGGAAAGAUGCCUAAAUCAGUUGAAGGAGUGUUGAUUGAUAAUAAACAUCCAGUGCAUAAGGACUAUUAUAAAUUGGCCCUGGAGAGUGAGAAUUCAAUCAAGGAGGAAGCAAAGCAACCAAGAACAAACAGGGUAAAAGGCAGUUUAAAUUUGAAUUUGAACUCUGGAUCUCAAGCUGAGGUAAACGGAACUGAGCAGAUAUGUGGAUCUGGGAAUUCAAUUGAGCAACCCAGUGGCAGUCUCAUGGUUGAUAAACGAAUGUUGACCAAGAUGAAAACUGACCACUCAGAGAUGUGGGAUCUAAGAAGGUCCACCUCACCAUCCAAAAACCAUAACAAGAUUGACACACAAGAGCUUCAUUUUGUCUAUAUUUUCUACUUCUUGCUGCUGAUAUUACUUGUAUAUCUCUUAUUCCAAGUUGUUGGAGUUUUCUAAAGCUGUUCUCUGGAUCUUGGUGCAUAA
This is a messenger RNA of Telopea speciosissima, 2495 nucleotides long. Its product is annotated as protein CHUP1, chloroplastic-like. Gene Ontology annotation, cellular component: chloroplast outer membrane. The record is from RefSeq and is a predicted model, not a curated record. Gene Ontology annotation, biological process: chloroplast organization. Bases 417 to 2468 code for a protein of 683 amino acids. NCBI's taxonomy places the organism in Eukaryota, Viridiplantae, Streptophyta, Magnoliopsida, Proteales, Proteaceae. The transcript is spliced from 4 exons.